This is a messenger RNA of Komagataella phaffii GS115, 780 nucleotides long. RefSeq lists its product as hypothetical. Lineage: Eukaryota; Fungi; Ascomycota; Pichiomycetes; Pichiales; Pichiaceae. The record is from RefSeq and is a predicted model, not a curated record. The transcript has a single exon. The coding region runs from base 1 to 780 and encodes 259 amino acids.
AUGAGUAGCACAGGAACGCCAGCGGAAACACCAACCCAUGAAGACUCAGGUUUGUUAAUAGACGUGGAAAAAGAAACUAGGAAGUUAGUUAGGUUGAGAAAUAAGGCUCUCGUCAAAGCUGCCACUUCCUCAGACCCAGAUACAAUACGACGAUAUGAACGUCUUAGAAAUGAUAGAAUCCUCAGAAGUGAAAGAUAUAAGCAGGACCAAAUAGCACAAUGGAAAGAAAAGGGAAGGGUAGAUCUUAUACCGAAGGAUGAUAAUUUUGGUAGAAUGGCAAACCGAUUAGCACAGGCGAAAACUGGAAAUUCAGACAUCACUAGACAACAUAAUGCAAGGUCCCGAUACGUCUUACAAUUAAAGAAAAUUAGGGGAUCCGGGGGAUUCAAGGAUUCGGUAACUCCAUAUGGGUUUCAGAAAUUAUCCAACGAGGGACAGAACUUAGAAAUCGAACCAAUAUCCCCUGUCAUCCAGAAACCUGAGAAUUCUGAAUCUACUGUACAACAUUUGCCCACACCGGGCCAUCAUUCGUUGGCACCACCACCACCACCACCAACAUCACAGCAUUUUUCUUCUAUUAAUCCUACAAUCCAAUCUAAUUCUGGUCCUAACCAAACCUUCGUACCCCCAUUCCAGUUGUCAUUUGCAUUUCCCCUUUCAGCACCACCACCACCUCCUCCUCCGCCAUUACCACCACCGCCGCAACCCGUGGCUGUAGGAGUGAUACAGCCUAAAAAUAACCGUAGAAAGGCUAGGAAAAGACCCAAGAUUGAAUAUUAA